AUUUUUUUUCAUAUUCGGAAGAAAUGUUUGUGCCGUUUAAACUUGUUGCGAACUCAUUUGGACAAUCCGUAUUGUACAAUGAGCGCCUUUAAAUAUGAGAGGAGCGAUUCGUCUGCUUUAAGGGAAGAAAUUUCUGAUGUGGUUGGGUAAAGCUAGCGUACAUAAUCGGAUCAAGGCGCAAAAUAUUAAAAAAACAAAACACAAUUUAACAAGGCGAUAGAACACACAUACACAUAGGAAACACACGUCUUAGCUUAUUCUAUUAUUAUUAUUAUUAUUAUUAUGUUUGUUUGUUUAAUUAAUAUUAAUACUGCAGGUUUGCGGUUAUUAUCCAGAUCUAAUCUUCUCCAAUAUAGCAGCACUUGCAUUCUCCCGGAUAGAGAUAUUCCUGGAAUCUUUGAAGCCCAGUACUUAGCCUCCGUCAUGCUGAUGCUGACAGGACAAUUGACUGGAGCCAGGUGGAAGUGGAAGACCCCCGGGAUUCUAGCUGGAGAGAAGAAGAUCAUAUUUAAGAAUUUAAGAAGAGCUGCGUCAAUGUCAGAGUCACAGUGUAGAAAUGUCAGGAAAGCACGGAUAGUGUUCCUGUUUGACCAGCAAGUGGAGAACAACAUGUGGAUGCGCAUGUUUCAACUUGCGUGUCUGCUGGGUUUGUAUCUACAGGCAACCAGAUGUCACCCACCGUGCAUUUUAAAUGGGCUAAGAGCUCUAUGCACGGCAAGGGGGUUCUACUGGGUUCCUACCCUGUCUCCCAACAUCACACACCUCUACGUGGACCUCAACUACAUCAGUGAGAUCAACAGCACCUCGCUUAGAGACUAUGUGGAGCUGCAAGAAUUAGAUCUUGGAAUGCAACGAGUGACACUCGUCUUAAAGAACAAUGCUUUCCUCAGGCAGAGUAAAUUGACACAGUUGAACCUAGGGAACAAUGUAGGCCUCACUCUUGAGCCAAGGGCAUUUGCAGGACUGUUCAAUCUGCAAAUCCUGCAUCUGUAUCACUGCAGUUUGAACGACUCCAUACUGUCAGGAAGCUAUUUGCAGCCACUCUUGAACUUAGAAAUGCUGGAUCUCUUUGGUAACCAGAUAGUGAGUCUCCAACCUGGUCAAUUUUUUUCAAGGCUGACUAAGUUUUCAUGGCUAAACCUGAAAUUGAAUCAGAUAAAAAAAAUAUGUAAAGAAGAUCUUGACGCUUUCAGAGGAAAAUACUUUACCAAUCUGAACUUGGAAUCCAACCAUUUAUACAGAACAUCUGGUGAAGACUUUGACUGGGAAGGUUGUGGGAACCCUUUCAAAGGGAUGGGCUUUGAUUAUCUGGACCUAUCCAUAAAUGGGCUGGAUAUCGAAAAAUCAAGACAAUUGUUUAAAGCAAUACAAGGGACACCAAUCAAUCACCUUAAAUACACUGGACACACUGGCAAAGGGUUUUCAUACAACAACCUCCGCGAUCCAGAUGAAAGCACAUUUGAAGGCCUCAAUAACAGUAGAGUCACCGUUUUAGAUCUGUCUAAGAGCUAUAUAUUUUCUCUGCAGAGAGCUGUUUUCAGCCCCUUAAACUAUUCAGUGAUUAUUGAUAUUUCCCAAAACAAGAUAAAUCAGAUAAACAGAGAUGCCUUUGGUGGUCUUCAGGGCAAUCUACGACUGCUCAACCUGUCAUUUAACCUCCUAGGAGAAAUAUAUUCCCACACAUUCACCAAUUUGACACAGCUUAGGGUGCUGGAUUUGUCUCACAACCACAUCGGCGUAUUGGGACACGAAGCCUUCAGUGGUCUUCCCAAAUUACGAGCUUUAUAUCUGACAGGAAACUCACUACGAGAUCUGGGUUUUCCUGCGUCAUUACCAAACUUAGAGUAUCUCCUUUUGAACGAUAAUAAAUUGGAAUCUGUCUUUAACAUAAAUAAAUUAGGUAUGAACAGUAUCCACGUGGACAUUGCAGAAAACAGAUUAACGGACAUGAUGGACAUUUAUAAGAUUUUAGCUGAUUUCGAGAAUCUCCUGAAUUUAUUCUCCGGUGGCAACUUCCUCAGGUGGUGCAACCCAGAUGAGGACAUAGCAGCAUCUCAUAAUAAUAGCUUGCAAGUGCUGGAUCUUCAUGACAGUUCAUUGCAGACACUUUGGUCACAAGGGAUUUGUCUGAAUCUGUUUGAUCACCUCCACAAUCUGCUUGGCCUGAAUAUAAGCCUCAAUUCACUUGCAACUCUUCCACGAGGGAUUUUCAGUGGUCUCAGCUCAAUCUAUGAGAUCGACCUUUCGUCUAACGCCUUGACCUAUCUGCAGGUCGGUGUCUUUCCGGAUAGCCUAAAGAUUCUCGACCUUUCAAACAACUUCCUAGCCUCCCCCGAUCCUGCGAGUUUUCGGUCUCUCAGCCACCUCAGUCUAUCAGGAAACCGGUUUCACUGUGACUGCCACAUGGAGAGUUUUUUGAAGUGGCUGAACAUGGCAAAUGUAACCUUUCUGAGCCCGGUCGAUACGUACCAAUGUGAGUUUCCAGAUAAUGUCCGUGACCUUCCUCUGUUGGACUAUUACACAAGAAUUGAACCAUGCGAGGGCGACGACGAAAAGGCCGCCCAAGAUCUCAAGUUUGCUCUCUUCAUCUUCUCUGCGCUCCUCAUCAGCAGCAUCAUUCUCAGUGGAAUUAUCUACAGCCAUCUCCGAGGGCACAUAUUUGUCAUCUACAAAAAAGUUGUCGGCAGAAUUGUUGAGGGCCCAAAACUGGCGCCACCUGCUAAUGAGAUACUGUACGACACCUUCUUCUGCUUCAGCAACAAAGACUACAGGUGGGUGGAGGUUGCUUUGCUGAAGAAGUUGGACAAUCAGUUUUCAGAGGAAAACAUGUUCCGCUGCUGUUUCGAGGCCAGAGACUUCCUGCCUGGUGAGGAUCACCUUUCAAACAUCAGGGACGCCAUCUGGCGCAGCAGGAAGACUUUGUGCAUCGUCUCCAAGGAGUUCCUUAAAGAUGGCUGGUGCUUGGAGGGUUUCACUUUAGCCCAGGGCCGGAUGCUGGAGGAGCUUACGAACAUUUUGAUCAUGCUGGUGGUGGGCAAGGUGACUCACUACCAGCUGAUGAGGUGCAACGUACUUAGAGCUUUUGUCCAGAGGAGGGAGUACCUCGUCUGGCCCGAGGACCUGCAGGACAUGGAGUGGUUCUAUGAGCGACUCGUCUCUCAGAUCCUCAAAGACACGAAGGUGAAGAAGUUUGCAGAGGAUAACCCUGAGCCUGCGGAGCCGGAGGUUCAGCCUGACACACAUAAUGGGAUCCAGCUAGAGAACAUCAAAUCAAUUGCCCUAUGAAGUGGGCCUGUAUGAAACAGUAAGUUGGAUUUUUGGCUUUGUUUUGGUUUAUUUGAACAAGUUUGAAACAACCCAUAAAGACGAGCUGCCAAUGAUAAGAAGCUCCUCAAGGAGAGGCAGGUGGAAAGUUCUUAUUCGUAAGGCCUCCUGUUCUCUUUGAUCUUGAAGUGUGUGGAUUAAAAAGAUCACUUUAUCAUAUCAUGAGCUGGGUUAGAUGGAAAGCAAAGAGUCUCCACAAUGUCCAAAAUCUAACCACAAAGGUCUGCAGGCCACUCUCACCAGUGUGAGGUCAAAGUGCUUGCCCCUAUGAUCUGGAGGAUUUGAAAAAUGUACAUGUGAGGAAACCUCUAUGAUGAAAAAAGGUUUGCCAGAGACGCUGGUGGAAAUGUUAGAAUGGUGGGGUCUUCUCAAGACUCAAGUUUACAGUCACUGAUUCAUACAUUUAGCAUCAUAUGUCAAAAAGUAAUUGAGGAUGAUGAGAGAUUUUUGAAGAUCCUGUAAAUGAUGAUUUUCCUGUAAAUGCUUUAAAAUGCUGAUUAUCCUCAUGUGUUUGUUGUCUACUGUUUAUCUGUUGGUACUGUAUCAAACAGGGACAAGUGUUUCCUUGUCCAAAUAUUUAUGUAAGUAAUACAUAUGAAUACUGUAAGCAAGCAAAGCCACUGAUACCAACAUAUGAAUGGAAAAUAUCAGCAAGUAGAGCUUGAAACACUCGAAGCACACUGCUAUUAUUCUGCUCUGCUGUGGACAGCACUGAGUACUUUACAGUUUGAAUAACCUUGACUGGGAUUUAUCAGUUUCACAUUGGUUACUCUUACUUUUAUUUAACCAAUGAAUGAUGUACAAACAAGUGAUUGUUGUCAUACUGUUGUUGUGUAUUCAAUGUACAUUAAAUUUGUCCGUCCAGUAACAGAUGAA
This is a messenger RNA of Mugil cephalus (flathead mullet), 4200 nucleotides long. It is a transcript of the gene tlr5a, whose product is annotated as toll-like receptor 5a. Gene Ontology annotation, biological process: immune response; inflammatory response; toll-like receptor signaling pathway. The transcript has 5 exons. The record is from RefSeq and is a predicted model, not a curated record. Gene Ontology annotation, cellular component: membrane. Gene Ontology annotation, molecular function: transmembrane signaling receptor activity; protein binding. Lineage: Eukaryota; Metazoa; Chordata; Actinopteri; Mugiliformes; Mugilidae. The coding region runs from base 283 to 3285 and encodes 1000 amino acids.